AUGCCCUAUCCUCCCUAUUACCCACCAUAUCCACCUUAUCCCAUGUUUUCACCUCCACCCUUUUAUCAGAAUCUGGCAAAGCCUAACCCAGAGAGUGCUGCACCACCUCCUCCCCCACCAUCAGAACCAGUAAUUCCUGAAGCUCAACCUCCCAAACCUAACCCCUCAGCAGGGAAAAAGGUUAAAAUGACAUAUUAUCUGAAGUUGGAUGCUCCUAAGUGUAAAGAAGGGGAUGACUCGUUCGAGUACAUUAAAGCAGUGAAAAUGAUAGCUAAUGAGCUAGGGGCCAAUGACAGUAGAGCCAUUCAGAUGGCGGGGUUCACUCUAGAGUGCAAGAAGGUAAAAGAGUGGUUCAAGAAUUAUGUGGACCAAAAACUGGACGACUUAUCCUCGGAACAGUUUGCAAAUGAGUUUGCAGGAUGGGCCUUUCCAGACAAUUCGAGGGAGUUGAAGUUUGGGAGGGUAGUUUUCCUUGAGACUCAAGUUUGCUCACUGAAGUGGCCAUUUGGCUCAUUUGUUGCUCCAGAUUUUGCACCGUAUUUGCUAAGGACUUCACAAUCUCUUCAAGAGCUCUUCAUAAUCCUUUUGCUUGAUGCAACUGAUCUCUCUUUUGAUGCCAAUAGCUUUUGA
Molecule: messenger RNA, 630 nt
Organism: Manihot esculenta (cassava)
Lineage: Eukaryota; Viridiplantae; Streptophyta; Magnoliopsida; Malpighiales; Euphorbiaceae
Exons: 3
Coding region: 1-630 (209 amino acids)
Source: RefSeq, a predicted model, not a curated record